Rhinichthys klamathensis goyatoka is the source of this 1233-nucleotide messenger RNA. Its product is annotated as cyclin-L2-like. Gene Ontology annotation, cellular component: nucleus. Gene Ontology annotation, molecular function: cyclin-dependent protein serine/threonine kinase regulator activity. Bases 1 to 1233 code for a protein of 410 amino acids. Gene Ontology annotation, biological process: regulation of transcription by RNA polymerase II. The record is from RefSeq and is a predicted model, not a curated record. The transcript has 10 exons. NCBI's taxonomy places the organism in Eukaryota, Metazoa, Chordata, Actinopteri, Cypriniformes, Leuciscidae.
AUGGUGGCGGCCACCGGACUGAUUCUGCCCGGUGACGGGAUCAUAAUCGCGGGAAAACUCUACUCGGGUGUCGCGCUCACGCUGGAGAACUGCCUGUUGCCCCCCGAGCGCGUGCACUACAGCCCCUCGCGCGCUCACGGGCUGUCCGCGCGCACGGAGGAGCAGCUACGGAACCGCAUGUGUGAGAUGAUCCAGAACGCGGGAAUUCUGCUCCGUUUGCCUCAGGUCGCCAUGGCAACGGCCCAGAUCCUGUUCCAUCGGUUCUUCUACAGUAAAUCAUUCGUGAGACACUGCGCGGAGACGGUCGCCGUGGCGUGUCUUCAGCUCGCGUCUAAGAUCGAGGAGGAGCCGCGGCGCGCGAGGGACGUCCUGAACGUCUUCCACCGCCUCAAGCACGCCGCGGGAAACAGGCCUUUCUGCCCCCUGCUGUUGGACGAUGGCUACGUCAGCCGCAAGAGUUACGUGAUCAAAGCGGAGCGGCGCGUGCUGAAGGAGCUCGGCUUCUGCCGUUUGCGUUCCGGCCUCAUCGUGUGUUUACCUGUGCAGGUGAUCAUGAUGUAUCUCCAGGUUCUGGAGUGUGAGAAGAACACCAGACUGCUUCAGAUAGCCUGGAACUACAUGAACGACAGCUUGAGGACUGAUGUGUUUUUGAGAUAUAGGGCUGAAACAGUUGCAUGUGCGUGUAUCUUUCUUUCUGCAAGAGUAUUACAGAUCCCUCUGCCUGAGCAGCCGCCCUGGUUCUUGUUGUUCGGGGUGUCAGAAGAGGACCUGAUUGAGAUCAGCUGUUGUAUUCUGCGGCUGUACACACUGCAGUGUGAUUCGCUGCCGGCUCUUCAGCAUCAGGUGGAGGAAACGCGUUUAUCUCUGGCGAGCAAACCCGGAGGAAAAGCGUUGGCGACACACACCCCGACACACGAGCCGGCGGCCAGUUUCUCUCCCGCGUCCAAACCUGCGACUCCUGCAGAAAACCAGAAGAACCACGAAUCUCCUCUGUCGCAUCUCGCCCUCGAAAACGCCCGUCGAAAGAUCACGUGCCGAGAGCGUAGGAAGCGUCUGAGUCGCAGCGAUGAGCGGCGAAACACUCGCUGGAUCCCGUCUCCCCCCAGACGCAGGCGCAGUCGUAGCGAGUCCUCUCCAUCGCUGUCCGUUUCUCCCGAACACACACACUCCUACACACACCGACAGAGGGAACGCCAACGACAGCGGGCCAAUCGUUCGUCUCGCAGGAGAUGA